AUGAAGCUCUUUGACUUCGCUUUACUCCUAACAUGUGUCGCCAGUGCAACUGCCCAUGGCGGGGUCUACACUUACAACAUUUCAGGCUCGAUAUACCAAGGAAAUCCAUGGCACAUCUGGGAUUAUGGGCCAUUCUAUGGCAACGGAAAUGCCUCUGGCAUCCCAGACGGGAUCAACAGCAUCCAACGGCGCUGGUACUUCUGGCCACUCUACGAUGUCAGCGACGGAAAUAUGACGUGCAACUUCGACGGUGUGGCCACAACUAACUCUCUGCAUGCCCCAGUAGCAGCUGGAAGCACGAUAAUUGUUCAAUACAACGCUUUGCAGUUCACCCUUACCACGGUUGACAAAACGAUAUGGUUCCACCAGUAUGGUCCGCUUCUCGUGUACAUGGCGCGCUGCCCCGGAGAUACUUGCCAGAGUUUUGAUGGGAAAGGUGCUGUGUGGUUUAAGAUUGCGCAGUAUGGACUUGCUCCUGGGGCAGUGAAUCUGCGUGGGCCGUGGUUGCAGGCGAGUAUGUUGGAGGGAGAAAACGCGACGGGGUUUCAGGUGACAAUUCCAAAGGAUUUAAGACCAGGGAAUUAUUUAAUUAGACACGAGGUGAUUAACUUACAGUCGAGUACGGAUUAUGGUGCGCAGUUCUAUGUGGAGUGCGCUCAGCUGAAAGUGGAGGGGUCGGGUGAUAAGUUUCCUAAUGAGGAGUAUAUGGCUACGUUCCCUGGAGCGUAUAAGUUGUCAGAUCCCGGAAUUGCUCUUGCGGGUAAUGAGAUUUCUGAUGGCGAUCUGCUUCCUCAAUAUAAUACGACCGACUAUCCUUUCCCAGGACCACCUGUAUGGAAUAGCGAGAUUUGA
Molecule: messenger RNA, 852 nt
Organism: Venustampulla echinocandica
Lineage: Eukaryota; Fungi; Ascomycota; Leotiomycetes; Helotiales; Pleuroascaceae
Exons: 4
Coding region: 1-852 (283 amino acids)
Source: RefSeq, a predicted model, not a curated record